Ipomoea triloba (trilobed morning glory) is the source of this 804-nucleotide messenger RNA. RefSeq names its product protein AE7-like 1. NCBI's taxonomy places the organism in Eukaryota, Viridiplantae, Streptophyta, Magnoliopsida, Solanales, Convolvulaceae. Gene Ontology annotation, biological process: iron-sulfur cluster assembly. The transcript has 5 exons. The record is from RefSeq and is a predicted model, not a curated record. The coding region runs from base 107 to 571 and encodes 154 amino acids.
AAAAAAAAAAGACGACGAAGCAUCCUCUCCUCUCCAAAGCUUCACGAUUCAGAGUGCCCGUGAACCCAGCCUAACAAGGAAGAGGACUGAGAAGAAGAAGAAGAAGAUGACGCUAGGGCUGAUCAAUGCGAACCCGGUGGUUCACGCGAAGAAGGAGCGAGUUGCUCGCUCCGAAGAUCCCCACGCAGAAGACGCAGUUGAUCCUCUGGAAAUCUAUGAUUUUGUGAGGGAUAUAAGGGAUCCGGAGCAUCCGUAUUCUCUGGAGCAGCUCAGUGUGCUCUCCGAGGAGUCAAUUACUGUUGAUGAGAAACUCGGCCGCAUUUUGAUAACUUUCACACCAACCAUCCAGCAUUGCAGUAUGGCAACUGUAAUUGGCCUGUGCUUGAGAGAGAAACUGAAGAAUUGUUUCCCUCCACAUUAUAAGGUAGAUAUAAAAGUGGCUCCUGGAUCUCAUGCUGAUGAAGAAUCAGUAAAUAAGCAGUUAAACGAUAAGGAAAGAAUUGCUGCUGCACUGGAGAUCCCAAACCUUCGCCAACUUGUUGACGAGUGCCUUUACUCAAGCGAAAUUUAAUCUAUGGCAGUGUAUUAUAUCGACAGCCCUGUUUAGCCCUUGUGUAAGCAUCGAGAACCAGAACAUGUUUCAUACAUGUAAUUGGAGAGUCUCAGCCAGUUUGUUGUACUUCACUGUUUGCAUUAUAUCUGUAGUAGUGUAUAAAACUGAAACCAGCUGAAGCUUAUGUAGGUUCUUGAACGAAAUUGGCAUCUUUUGCUUGCAAUCUUACUCGGUUACUAGAGGAAUAAAAA